Melanotaenia boesemani (Boeseman's rainbowfish) is the source of this 3327-nucleotide messenger RNA. RefSeq names its product UBX domain protein 6 (gene ubxn6). Gene Ontology annotation, molecular function: protein binding. Lineage: Eukaryota; Metazoa; Chordata; Actinopteri; Atheriniformes; Melanotaeniidae. The coding region runs from base 76 to 1395 and encodes 439 amino acids. The record is from RefSeq and is a predicted model, not a curated record. The transcript has 11 exons. Gene Ontology annotation, cellular component: cytoplasm.
CUAGCAUAGCGUAGCUAGGUGCUCUUCAACUGUUAGUGUUUCUAAAGUCGAGGCUUUUACGGACAGAUAAAGAAAAUGAAGAAGUUUUUUGAAGACAUUAAAAAAGACAUCAAAUUUAAAUCGGCGGGACCCGGGAAGAAGCUAACAGAAGAUACCAGCUCCAAGCCCGAGGUGGUGCAGAGCAGCUCCAGCAGCAAGCAGAAUCGUUAUGCUCCCAGUGAAGGAGCCCAAAUGGCAGGGGCCGCAGCCUUGGCCAGGAUUGAACAGCAGCAGAGGCCGAAGGUGCACACCUCCCAUGAUGCGAUCAGGAACCAGGUUAAACGAGAACUGGAGGCGGAGGCGACUGCACUGGCUGAAAAAGAAAAAGCAGCUGCAUCAGAGGGAUCCAAAGUGCCAGUGAAAGAUCCUGCCUGCCUAUCUGUGUCAGGUGUUUAUUUCACCUGUCCGCUCACUGGAGCAAUGUUAACCAAAAGUGAGAGGGAAGCACACAUCAAAGAGGCCAUUUUAAUGCGGUUUGAAGAGGAUGCAGUUGAGGCUUCUGUAAUGAUGAUUUACACAUUUAACAAAGACAGAGAGAAAGUGAAGGCUGCUGUGGACAUCAUAAAUAAGUAUGUUGAAAAUAUAUGCAAGAACCCCACAGAGGAGAAAUAUAGGAAGAUUAAACUCAGCAACAAAGUGUUCCAGGAGAAAGUACGUCCUGUGGAGGGCAGUCGAGAGUUUCUCCAGGCUUUGGGAUUCAUAAGUGUUAUGUUUCCUGUAGAUGACCAAGAGGAGGAAGAAGAGUUCCUGGUGUUACCAGAGCAAAGUUCCGAUGCCCUGGAGCUGAUGAAGGAGCAGAGAGAUCGUCUUCAGAGAGGAGAACCAGUCAGAGCUCAGCUGGACAGGCAGCCUCAAGCUUUCAGACCCUCGACUAAUGCCCAGCGCUUUGAGCUGCCGCCAGAGUUCUACAACCUGACUGCAGAGGAGCUCAAGAGGGAGCAGCAGCAGAAGUCUGAAUUGGUGGAGAAAAACGCCAUGUUGCGCACCAAAGCCAUGAGGGAAAAGGAUGAGCAGAGGGAGAGAAGGAAAUACAACUAUACCCUGCUCAGGAUCAGACUGCCUGAUGGGAACCUGCUACAAGGGACAUUUUACGCCUGGGACCGGCUGCCUGUGCUCUUUGCGUUUGUACGGGAGUCCCUGGUGGACAGCUGGCAACCCUUUGAACUAAUCGCUCCCGGAGGCCAAAAAUUACAAGAGUCUGAAGAAGUUGCUCUGGCUGAAUGUAACUUGGUCCCUGCUGCCCUGCUGACGUUUGCCUGGGAUGCAGCUGUGCAGGCCGAUAUUGCAGCUGCAGGUGGAAAAAGCCCCACCCUCCUCAAACCAUCCUUACUGGAAACCAUUCGGACGCUGAGCUGAAUAAGAAGACACACACUGCCCCCGGACUCUCCCCACUGCCUCCCUCUUUCCCUCCCACGGCCAGGGUGAAAUUGUCCCUUGACUAAUUCUGAAGUUAGAAGUAGUGAAAGACUGGGGCCAACUUCACCCUAAUGCAUUUAUUUUGCUGAGCAUGUCCUCCCCUCUCCACAUAGGGGAUCCUGUCGCCCUGCAGCCUGCCUCAGCAGCACAUUGAAGGAAGCACUAUUAACAGAUGACGACAAAGCUGGGGACGUGUGUUUGUUUAUUGUUGCACUUGUGUAGAAAAACAUGCUGUGACAGCAGUCUUUUGUGCUUAAUCUAACAGUCAGCGAGUUGGGAGCAUCCUUAAAAUCAGCGUGUGGGGACCUCAAUUAUUCUGUCCUCCUUUCCACCCACGUUGGAUUUUAAAAACUGCUGCGUGUCAGAGGUGAUGUUUCGUUUCUCGGUGUUAAAAGUGAACUGAAGUUUAACUGAUGGUCGUGUCCUCUGAUUUGGUGUGAUGAGCCUGGCACGGUUACUGUAAACAUACGUAAGCUUCUGUUGCACGUUUGUCCUGAGCUCUGUAGAGGCCUCGCUCCUUACUGUCCUACAACAGACUUAGCCACCUCUGUGGCUACGUCAGUGAGUAAAAGUCCCACUGAUAAAUCAGUUUCUUAAAUACUACAAAAGCUCUGCAGUAGACGUGUAGCUUUCAUUAUGUGAAUUUUGAAAUUAUAGAAAGUUUUAUGAAAUUGUUAGCCAUGUGCUGACAACGUGAUGGCAAUUUUAACUAAAUAUUUUCUUGUCUUCGACCUACUUAAAGCACUUUGAAGGAUCAUUUAAAACCUUAUGUAAAACGAGAGCCCUCAAUGUAAACCUCAUUAACUGCUUUGUCAACAUUAAAGUGAGAUUAUUCAUUCAUUAGUUGAAGCUUAUAAAGAAGCAUAAAGCAAGCAACUCUUUUUGGCAUGCACAUCGUUAAUCACAUUGCUGUUCUUAAGCUAGCAGCAUGGACUUCUUGUGUUGGACAUUGUAGUUUUUAUUCUUGUCUUUUGUUAGUGUCAAAUAAUUAUUUGGUAUAAAAAAAGGUGAAUAUUUUUAACAUAGGAGAUAAUACUUUACACCCUCCCCUCCCAAAAAAUACAAAAAAAAAAUUUAACAGGUCUUUGUCAAUUAAUGGCUUUCAGUGACACAGCCUGGGUCUCAUGAGUUUACAGCUUCACAGCAGUUAAGUUUCUGGUUCAAGUCAGGGAAUUAACAAAUUAACAUUCCGUUUUCUCAUAUUUAUCCAACUUAUUUUUCAAAUAACAAAAACACUUUGUUUUAGUGUGUUAAAGAUGAGUUCACAAAUGGAUUAAAGUUCAAGUCUCAAGAUUCCUCCAAUCUUAUGAGUUUUUAAUCAUCCACUCCUUCACUUUCUCAUUAAAGUUUAACACAUGUAUGCUGUCCAUAAAUCUAUACCAGUUUAAGCUUAUGAAAGUUAAUUAUUUCCCCUACUAGUGUUUAAAAUAACAACAACCUACCUCUGUCCCAUCUACACAAAUACACUCCCAGAAAGCUGCAUAGGCAUGUAGAAGAAUCAGAUCCUGAAAAGGUAUUAAACAUGAUGCAGAUCAACAGAUUUUAAUAGCUAUUUAAAAAGGGCUUAGUAUCAAGAACAUAAGGCAGAAUACCAAGCAUUUCUGAGGCCAAAUCAGCCACAAGAGGUUACUGCACACCUCUGAGGUAUUAGCUUUUCCAUCUGCUGUCCAUGGGUGCAUCCUAACAGGGUGUGAAUCUUAAGUCGUCAUAGUGACCUUGUUAAAGUUUUGAUCAGCUGUGAUCUGAAUGUGUUGUUGCUUUUGAACCUGCCUGUAAUAAAGACGGCUCGCACUGCGAAUCUUUAAAAUGUGAAUCUCUGCCUGCAAAACUCUUAAAUUAUGUUUGCAUUAAAAAAAAAUUUGAGUCAGAAAA